AUGGCGACACACUAUCGCUCGGCCAAAACCCGUCGGCAAGAGGGCAUUGGCUAUGAUUCGAGGUAUCUGCGUCUCCAGAUACAAUCGCUGCACUUCUUGCCAAACGAAAUGCCUGACCUCAUCCGCAAAGAGUUACGAAGACUCUUUUUCGAAGAAACUGCUCAGAACCUACGACACGAGCAUGACUAUAAGUUAUUCUGGCGCAGAGAUGCCAGCAUGACACGUAUUGAUGAGCGCCGUCCGCCCCAACACUUUAUUAAUCCAGCAGACGCUCAUCAGUUCUUAAACAAGGAGGUCAUGGUAUACUUCGAACCAAUGUCCGUUAGCGAUUUUUAUAGUCGAAAGAUUGGUUGCUAUAUUUACCGGGAGUGGCUACAUCUGCACAAUAUACGGCCAAUCUUUCAGCGCGAUAGCUUCUUCGCCAAAGCAGCACACAUCAGCAACAGCAACAGCGGGCCCCAGAAUUUGGAACAGCUCUCAAUAUUCCACCACCAUCUUUGCGAACAACUAUCGACUAAAAUGGACCAGCUUGUUGAUUUCUAUCCAAACAGACCAUCAGAAACGUCAGCGCCACCUUUGUGGGGCCCGAUGCCUAGCAGGAAGAUACAGUCGUGGCGAGAUCACGGCCAUAUUAUGCGUCAUCUAUUCCGUGCGCUAUACAUCGUUGUUGAUAGACAGGCUCUAGCAGAAGAUCCCCCGCCAAGACACCUGGAACAUCUGAAAGGCAUCUACUAUAAGGAAGCUGAGACUGAGCUUGACUUGUCACGCUGCACUGUGCUCCUAGUCAAGACAGGUGAUGAGGCGCAUCUUCACUCUCCCAUCAGCUUCUUGCCCUUAUUUGACGCGGGUCUAGCUUUGCCGGUCAAUCGAGAAGACUAUCGCGGCGACUUAGAGGAAACAGCCGUCCGCGUUAAGUUAAACGUUGCCGUACGUUUCGUGCUGAAACUACUAGGUCGAGAGGAGGCAGCCCUCGAGAAUCUAAGGCGGGAGGCUAAGGUAUUGAGGGAUGAGCAAGAGAGAUGCUGUGAUGCUUGGUUGAACAAUGUCAUGGCCCAUUCCGACGAGGUUGGCAUUGAUAACAAUAGACACACAUGGCUGGCCUCCCGGAGAGCGCUGGCAAGAAUGAAUAACGAGGCGUUUGAGGAAGACCAGGUUUACCCAGGUUGGGAGAUACUAAGAAGGUGGACUUUAUGA
This is a messenger RNA of Fusarium vanettenii 77-13-4, 1194 nucleotides long. RefSeq lists its product as uncharacterized. The record is from RefSeq and is a predicted model, not a curated record. The transcript has a single exon. Bases 1 to 1194 code for a protein of 397 amino acids. Lineage: Eukaryota; Fungi; Ascomycota; Sordariomycetes; Hypocreales; Nectriaceae.